This is a messenger RNA of Pieris macdunnoughi, 1071 nucleotides long. The record is from the annotation of a GenBank genome assembly. NCBI's taxonomy places the organism in Eukaryota, Metazoa, Arthropoda, Insecta, Lepidoptera, Pieridae.
AUGAAAUUCCUUAAACCCAUAUUGAUAAUAAAUACAUAUUUUACUUUUUAUGUCAAAGGUAUCGAGCUGCAUACCAAGUCUAUAGAAGAGUUAGAGGUUGAUUAUGAAGACGAAAAAAAUUCGAUGAUAGCUAUUACAGAAUCAGAUGAAUAUAUUAGCGAAGAUUUUUACGAUGAAUUAGAUAAUCGACUCAGAGUAGAGAACUCUAUGGAUAUGAUAUUCUUUGGACCUCCAAACUCAUUUUUAAGAUUGGACUCUGAAACCAUAUUACACAUUUUUGCUCACACAAAAAAGCAGUUGAUACCAAUUUCUAGAGCUUUGCUAGCUUGGGAUAUUAUUACUGAUGGAAAAACUACGGCUUUUUUACAAGGACGAGAAUAUUUAGCAUUCGGUAGUCUAUUAAACGUCGUUCCUGAAGAAGAUCUGUAUUAUGUUAAUUUCGGCGAUCCUUCAGUUUUUAAAUAUUUUUCGAAAAAUGACUUGAAGAUUAGCAGCCGUAAGAUAGGCGUCCUUGUCGCGGCGUAUAGAAGGUACUAUGGAAAUAUGUGGUAUAGGAAUGGGUCUCACAUAAAUGAACUAGGAUAUAUGUUGUGUGGGUUCCCGGAUUUCGACUUAGCAAAAAUAUCACCAAUAACAUUCAAAGAAUUAACGGUCGACGUACUUGGGAAGUUGCAUAGAUGCAGUGUCAAACAAACUAAGACUCUAUACAGAAUAGCGACUCACCCAGAUGCAUACGGCGAACCAUAUAAAUGGUCUUCCCAUGAACUUGGUAGACUCAACGCACUUUUCAUAUGUAUACCAAGACAAGAAAUAAGUGCUAUCCAAUUGGAAGCAAUGACUGCUAUUACACCUUCAGUUAUAAAGUUAAUGAAUCAAAAGAAGCUAGAAUAUUUCACUAAACAACAAAUAUUGAGAAUGACACCUAAAACUCGACGCAUUUUGAUUUUACGUAUGCAACUUAAAAAUAGUCUUGAUACAAGUAAAAUAACAAAGAAGAGUUGCGGUGUUCUAAAUUUUUCCAUUGCGCUUUUAAGUUGGAGUUUCAUAGUUUCAUUCCUACUUUGCAGUUGA